Messenger RNA from Aspergillus welwitschiae, 1015 nucleotides. RefSeq names its product translation initiation factor eIF 4e-like domain-containing protein. The record is from RefSeq and is a predicted model, not a curated record. Gene Ontology annotation, cellular component: cytoplasm; eukaryotic translation initiation factor 4F complex. The transcript is spliced from 3 exons. Gene Ontology annotation, molecular function: translation initiation factor activity; RNA 7-methylguanosine cap binding. The coding region runs from base 108 to 842 and encodes 244 amino acids. Lineage: Eukaryota; Fungi; Ascomycota; Eurotiomycetes; Eurotiales; Aspergillaceae. Gene Ontology annotation, biological process: translational initiation.
UCUUCCCCUCCGACACGACCGCUCUCCCUCUCAUCACCACAAUCCCGCCGCUGCAUCCUCUUCAACCACCUCUCACUUUCCCCUCACUUCCUCACUCAACUUUCAUAAUGGCCGCUGUUGCUGAGAACGGCCACGCGCCCGUGGCUGACGAGAACGCCGCCCCCGUUGCUGCCGCCGUCGAACAGAAGGAACAGACCGAGAAGACGACUGUCACAGUAUUCCACGAUCCCGAAAACUUCAAUGUGAAGCAUCCUUUGAUGCACGAGUGGACUCUGUGGUUUACCAAGCCCCCUAGCGGCAAGGGCGAUAACUGGAAUGAUCUGUUGAAGGAAGUCGUGACUUUCAACUCCGUUGAGGAAUUCUGGGGUAUCUACAACAACAUCUCGCCGACAUCCGAGUUGGGCCUCAAAGCAGACUACCAUCUCUUCAAGAAGGGAGUUCGUCCCGAGUGGGAAGACCCCCAGAACAAGCACGGAGGCAAGUGGUCAUACUCUUUCAAGGACAAGCGCUCCGUGCCCAUCGACGACCUGUGGCUGCACGCACAACUGGCCGCUAUUGGCGAGACUCUCGAGAACGAUGGUGACAACGAGGUUAUGGGUGUUGUUGUGAAUGUACGCAAGGGCUUCUACCGUGUUGGUCUGUGGACUCGGACUGUUGGCAAGAGUAUCCCCGGAGACAAGAACGGUCGCACACCCGCACAGGGCAAGGAGAUCCUCGAGAACAUCGGCCGGCGCUUCAAGGAAGUCCUUCGUCUCAAGGAGGCUGAUGCCGUUGAGUUCUCGGGUCACACGGACAGCGCACACAGCGGCAGCACGAGAGCCAAGGCCAAGUACACUGUCUAAGGUAUAUAACCUGUGUGUGCAGCUCCAUUUACGAGGUAUUCAUUGCGGAUCUGUUUCUUUGCUACGGAAUAAUGGGAAGUCUUUGUGACGAUGGUUGAUAACGAAUCCGAAUGGACCGGCAUGAGGAAAUGCGCGUCCGACUUGCUUGCAUUUGCAGUUACAGUGGUGGUUCG